Morus notabilis is the source of this 1648-nucleotide messenger RNA. Its product is annotated as acetylornithine deacetylase. Gene Ontology annotation, molecular function: hydrolase activity. The transcript is spliced from 10 exons. Bases 116 to 1432 code for a protein of 438 amino acids. The record is from RefSeq and is a predicted model, not a curated record. NCBI's taxonomy places the organism in Eukaryota, Viridiplantae, Streptophyta, Magnoliopsida, Rosales, Moraceae.
UAGAAAUUUAGAAGGAAGAACUACCUUUCCGCUACUUCAUAGACGACACUCCAAAGCCCCGUUCUCUCUCUCUCUCUCUCUCUCUCUCUCUCUCUCAUCAAUCUACAGAGGAGCCAUGGCUGCCUCUUCCCACGUAAAAGAAACGCUGGGCGACCUGGAAAGGGAAUCCUUCGUCCCCCUCCUCUCGAAGCUGAUAGGCGAGUCCAAGUACGUCCAAAACAACCCACCGGAGCUGAUCCCACAGGAGGACCGCAUAGUCAAGCACGUACUCGAUUCCCUCCUCCCUUACAGCACCACCACCGGCGGCGGACCUCUCGUCGUCAGCCAUGUCACCUACUUCCCCGGCAGAGGAAACCUCAUCGUCGAGUACCCCGGCACACACCCCGGCAAGGUCUUGUCGUUUGUCGGAUGCCACAUGGACGUCGUCACUGCCAAUCCCAAUGAUUGGGAAUUUGACCCUUUCUCAUUGAGCAUCAACGGGGAUGAACUCCGUGGGCGUGGAACUACCGAUUGCUUGGGACAUGUUGCACUUGUGACCGAGCUCAUGAAGAAGCUAGGGGAAACAAAGCCGAAAUUGAAGUCAACUGUAGUUGCAGUGUUUAUAGCAAAUGAGGAGAAUUCUGCCAUUACAGGGGUUGGUGUGGAUGCACUAGUGAAAGAUGGACUACUCAAUAAGCUAAAAGAUGGUCCUUUAUUUUGGAUUGACACAGCAGAUAAGCAACCAUGCAUUGGUACUGGUGGUAUGAUACCGUGGAAGCUUCAUGUGACCGGGAAGCUUUUUCACAGUGGUUUGGCACACAAGGCUAUAAAUCCUUUGGAAUUAGCCAUGGAUGCACUCAAAGAGAUCCAGACACGGUUCUAUAGGGAUUUUCCUCCCCAUCCUAAGGAACAGGUCUAUGGAUAUGCAACACCUUCAACCAUGAAACCAACUCAAUGGAGUUAUCCGGGAGGUGGAAUCAAUCAAAUUCCAGGGGAGUGUACAAUUUCUGGAGAUGUCAGGCUAACGCCAUUCUACAAUGUUAAGGAUGUAAUGAAAAAGCUACAAGAAUAUGUGGAUGAUAUUAAUGAAAACAUAGGAAAGCUAGAGUCAAGGGGUCCAGUUUCGAAGUAUGUCCUACCAGAAGAAAACCUGCGGGGAAGCCUGACAAUAAGUUUUGAGGAGGCAAUGUCUGGAGUUGCUUGUAAUCUCAAUUCUUGCGGCUUUCAAGUGUUGUGUAAAGCGACUGAAGAGGUAGUUGGGUAUGUGAAGCCUUACUCCAUUACUGGAAGUUUGCCACUAAUCCGAGAACUGCAGGAGGAAGGUUUUGAUGUUCAAACUUCUGGCUAUGGUUUAAUGAAAACAUACCAUGCCAAGAACGAAUACUGCCUCUUUUCCGACAUGUCCCAAGGCUACCGUGUAUUCGUCAGCAUUAUUGCUCAGCUAGAAGAUUGAUAAUCCGAACCAUACGCUAAUAAUACUUCCAAAUCAUGGAAAUAAUAGCUACUUUUCUGAUCGACAAGGCCAAUUUACGCUAUAUACUGAGCUUAUCUAAGUAAGUGGGUGUGUUAUGCACUGGGCAGGUUACACAUAUUAAGAUUGUAAUGUAUGCAUACUUAAAUCCCACUUUUGCUUAAAUGGCUAAACUCCCUCCUAACCGAUCCUUAUUUA